This is a messenger RNA of Rhodotorula graminis WP1, 3474 nucleotides long. RefSeq lists its product as uncharacterized. Gene Ontology annotation, molecular function: zinc ion binding; DNA-binding transcription factor activity, RNA polymerase II-specific; DNA binding. Gene Ontology annotation, biological process: DNA-templated transcription; regulation of DNA-templated transcription. Lineage: Eukaryota; Fungi; Basidiomycota; Microbotryomycetes; Sporidiobolales; Sporidiobolaceae. The transcript has 6 exons. The record is from RefSeq and is a predicted model, not a curated record. The coding region runs from base 1 to 3447 and encodes 1148 amino acids.
AUGGCCGACUCGGACGGCGACCACCCGCAGAAGAAGCGCCGCGUCACUCGAGCCUGCGACCAGUGCCGCCGCCGCCGCAUCAAGUGCGAGGCGUACCCGCGCGCCGACCUCGAUGCGCCGUGCGUCAUCUGCACCGAGGCCGGCCACGCAGACGGCUGCACCUUUUCCCGCCCGGCCAAGAAGCGCGGGCCCCAGGCGGGCAAGGCAAAGAGCCUCGAGGAGCGCUGCUCGGCGUUCGAGCGCCUCCUCGGUUACCUCCUCCCCAUCGUCCCCUCGCUCGAGGCGCACGUCGAGACGUUCGUCGCCCUCAACCCAUCCUCCGCAUCCGCCUUCUCGCCCUCGCCCGACGGCGCCAGCAGCACCUCGCGGCUUCCCUCGCACCCACAGGCGCCUGUCGACCCGACCUCGAGCACGCCAAUGACGGCCGCCGACGCGCACCAGGCGACGUACGCCUCGAGCCGCAUCCCGGACCUCAUGGACUCGGUCCUGCCGCCGCUCGUACCGGCGCGCGAGGCCGCCAAGACGUCGUCGGCAACGUUGAGCGCCAAACGCGCGUCGUCGUCCGGUGCGCCCGGUGCAGCAGGAGCAGGAGGAGGAGCGAGCGGACGCCCCAAAGUCGAGGACGCGUCGCACCUGUUCGGCCCGCCGGCGCCGCUCGACAACCCGUACGGCGCGCUCCCGGCGCCUCCGCCGAUCGGUUUCGGCGCUGCAACCGCGAGUGCUGCACUGCGUGGGCCGGGCCACCCGCCGCCGGUCGCUUUCCCGCACGCGCACGGCCACGGCGCGCCCCUGUCGCUGCACGCGCUCGCCGACGCGGCCGUGCCCGACUUUGACGGUGGGUCCAUCGGUGGUGGCGGCAAGGGCGGCGGCGGACACGGUGGUGCACUCGACGGCGACGGCGACGGCGAGCUCGGCGUGCCAGAGCUGCCCGGCGAGGCGACGAGGAACGUCCUCCUCGACCUGUACUUCAACCAGGUCGGACAGACGUGCUUGCCCAUGCUCGACAAGUCACGCUUCCUGCGCUGGUCAGCGCACCUCCCCUCGUACCCUCACCCUCUUCCAAACUCGACCUCGACCUCGAACCCGCCCUCGAUCCCGUCCACCGCCGCGACGACCUCGACCGGCCCUCACCUCCCGCCCGCCCUGUACCUCGCCGUCUUUGCCCUCUCGGCGUCGUACCUCGCGCCCGACUCGCACCUCGCGCGCUCGACGCACGCGCCGCACGUCUUUGCGCACGCCGCACGCGCACACCUCAUGCGCGACGUGCUCGCCUCGUCGGCGGCGGCGGGCAGCCCGGGCGGCGGCGGCGGCGGCGGCGUCACGCUCGAGACGGUUCAAGCGGCGGUCCUCCUCGCCCUGUUUGACUGGGGCUCGGGCGCCCUCUCGCGCGCAUGGACCCUGUCCUCGCUCGCGCUCGCGCUCGCCCUCUCCCUCUCCCUGCACCUCUCGUCGUCGCUCCCGCCCGACCCGCACCACUUCAAGCUGCGCACGUUCCACGCCGUCCUCAUCGUGCACGCGCUCGUCGCGCUACGCCUCGACCGGCCGCCGCUCACGGUCCUCGAGGACUAUGACGUGCCGAUCCCGCCCGUCGACGAGGCGGACAACUGGGAGCUGUGGAGGGGGGACAAGGGCGCGGCCGAGCUGCGCGACGAGUGGGGCGCGGGGGCGGCGACGGCUGGAGGCGCGGGCGGUGGCUCGGGUGGAGCGUCGGGCGAGGGUGGCGCGCAAGAGGGUGGCAGCAGAGCGGGAGAGCUGGCGUCGACCUCGGGGGCGGGAGGAGGAGCAGGAGGGGCAGGAGGGGCCGGCGCGCCACCCGCCGUGCGCAGCAACGCGCUCGUCACGUUCGCGCGCCUCGCCCAGCUGUGCGCCGUCGCGCUCGGCAUCCUGCGCUGGUCGGCGUGCCCGCGCCGGGGCAACGGUCAAGGGCUCGCCGCGGGCGAGCAGGAGCGCGCAGAGCUCGUCGCCGGGCUCGCCGCGUGGGAGGAGCAGCUCGAGGGCGACUUGCGGCUCGGCGACGCGAGGGGGAGCGUCGAGCGGGUUGGAGAGAGGGCGAGGUGGACCGUCGAGAUGCAGAUGCUCGUCGCCGCCCUGUACCUCAAGCUGCGGCCGCACCCGUCGUUCGCGAGCGUGACGCUCGACCCUGUCCCGCAGGCGCUCGGCCUCCUCAACCACGUCCUCGGCCAGUUCCGCACCUCGUUCACGCUCCUGCGGUCGCUCCCGACGGUCGACGUCACGCUCGACAUCCUGUCGCGCGCCCUGUUCGAGCAGACCGACUAUGCGCCGCACCACCACGACUCGGUCCUGAGGGCGUACGACGAGCUCGGCAGGGUGUGGCCGACGGCGAGGGAGAGUUGGGUCCGGUUGGCGACCAAGGUCGACGAGCACAAGCGCGAGCUGGGUCUCUUGCGUGGCGUUCACCCGACCACCUCUGCGCACCCUUCGCCGUACGCCGUCCCUGCCCCGGCACCCAUCGCCGAGCCGUUCCAGGCCUUCCUCGGCUUCAGCCACGACCUCGGGCCGGGCGCGCACCCGUCGACCGUGCUCGACUUUGGCUCGUGGGACCAGACCGACUUGCUCGUCAGCCUCGGUCUCGUCAUGGACCCGGCGGCGGCGACCACGAUGGCGGGAGGUGCGGGAGGGAGCAUGGGCGGGUUCGGCGGCGAGGGAGGAGGAGCAGCAGGAGGAGGAGCGGGAGGCGAGCACGGCAUGGCGUUCUCGAACGCCGGCGCGUGGCAGCCGCUUGCAGGGUGGGCCGACCCGACGAGCGGCGGCGGGUCGGGCGCCGCGACGCACGGCUCGCUCUCGCUCCCGCUCCCGAUCGAGGGCGUCCUCGGCGGAGCGUACCCGCCGGGCCCACCGUCACAGCAGCAGCAGCAGCAGCAGCAACACUCGGCGCCGCGCAGCAGCCCCGGCAUGUCGAUGUCGACGCCGGGCGCAGGCGGCGGGCUCGGCAGCGCCGGCUCGGUCCCCGCCUACUUUCCCUCGCCGACGCACGCCCAGCAGCCCUUCCACCCGAUGACCAUCUCGCCGCCGUCGCUCCCACCUCACCCUCACCCUCACCCUCACCACCUCCCUGCCGCACCGCCCUCGUCGUCCGCACCCUCGUCGCACCCAAACGCGCACCCGCACCCGCACUCGAGCGCGCUCUCGAGCCUCCCCGGCGCGCCAUCGCCCUUCCCGAGCGCCGCGCCGAGUCCUGCGCCGGGCAUGGGCAUGGACAUGGGCACGGGCGUCGGCGGCGACAUGAUGGGCGACGACGACCCUGGCGGCGGCGGCGGAGGAGGAGGAGGAGGAGGAGGAGGCGAGGGCCCGGGCACCGACUUGCUCACGAGGUGGCUCGACCGCGGGUCGCUCGGGUUCGCGGCGGCGGCGACGACGAUGGGCGAGGGGAGGGACGAGGAUGGCGGAGCGAGAGAGGGUGGGAGGGAAGGACCGGGAGGAGCUUGAGCGGCAAUGCCGACGCGCCUUUUCACG